Messenger RNA from Andrographis paniculata, 1786 nucleotides. Its product is annotated as methylthioribose kinase-like. The transcript has 6 exons. NCBI's taxonomy places the organism in Eukaryota, Viridiplantae, Streptophyta, Magnoliopsida, Lamiales, Acanthaceae. The coding region runs from base 181 to 1443 and encodes 420 amino acids. The record is from RefSeq and is a predicted model, not a curated record. Gene Ontology annotation, molecular function: S-methyl-5-thioribose kinase activity.
CAGCGCGCGUCCACGUUCAAUGUACCUAAAACGCAACGAAUCCGAUCCCGGCCAUGUUUUUACUUUUCACAGUCAAUGAAUGGUAUAGCCACAUACACACUGGAUACACUCCAUCGUUUCGCUUCGCUUCUUCGCAGCACGCUCGAUCACUACUUUAAUAGCUGCUGAUACACCGCCAUCAUGGCUUCCGAAGCCUUCCGGCCGCUUGACGAUAGGUCCUUGGUGGAGUACUUGAAGUCGACGCCUUCGCUUGCGGAGAAGCUUGGCAACCAGUUCGAUAAGCUGGAGAUCAAAGAAGUAGGCGACGGGAAUCUCAAUUUCGUCUACAUCGUCGUUAGCCCCUCGGGUUCUCUCGUCAUUAAACAGGCUAUUCCAUACAUUCGUUGCAUAGGAGAAUCAUGGCCGAUGACAAAAGAGCGUGCUUAUUUUGAAUCAUCAACUUUGCAAGAGCAUGGUCGUUGGUGUCCGGAACAAGUUCCAGAGGUUUACCAUUUCGACAGGGCUAUGUGCUUGAUUGGAAUGCGAUAUAUUGAGCCGCCUCAUAUUAUUUUAAGAAAAGGAUUGAUUGCUGGGAUUGAAUAUCCAUUACUUGCUGAACAUAUAUCAGAAUAUUUAGCAAAGACACUGUUCCACACUUCCCUACUUUAUCUGACCACUACAGAUCAUAAAAGUUCAGUUGCUAAAUAUUGUGGAAAUGUGGAGAUGUGCAGACUUACCGAACAAGUUGUCUUUUCGGACCCAUACAAACUAUCUGAAUAUAAUCAUUGGACAAGUCCUUACCUUGAUGGUGACGCUGAGGCGAUUCGUGGCGACGAUAUUUUGAAGCUCGAAGUUGCUGAACUAAAAUCCAAAUUCUGUGAGAGAGCCCAAGCUCUUAUACAUGGCGAUCUCCACACUGGUUCUGUCAUGGUUACGACUGGUUCAACUCAAGUGAUAGAUCCUGAAUUUGGUUUCUAUGGCCCCAUGGGAUUUGAUGUUGGAGCUUUUGUUGGUAACCUGAUUUUAGCUUAUUAUUCACAAGAUGGACAUGCUGACCAGGGGUCUUCUGAUCGAAGACAAUAUAAGGAGUGGAUUCUGACGUCGAUAUCAGAUACUUGGAACUUGUUCUACCGAAAGUUUACAGAUAUCUGGGAUAAAAAUGAUGGUCACGGUGAGGCUUAUCUUUCAGAUAUAUACAAUAAUCCUGAGCUCCAGUCCUUGAUAAAACAAAAAUACAUGGAGGAACUUUUUCAUGACAGCCUGGGAUUUGGUGCUGCCAAAAUGAUAAGGAGAAUUGUUGGGGUGGCACAUGUAGAAGAUUUUGAAUCAAUCAAAGAAGCGAGCAAGCGUGCAGAGUGCGAGCGCAAAGCUCUCAACUUUGCCAAAGCUCUUCUAAAGGCCAGAAGAAGCUUCCACUGCAUAAGUGAAGUUGUUUCUGCAAUCAGGCAACAUGAUUCGUCAUGAUAAGUCCUCUAUCCUGUUGCAUCUAUCUGUCUAUCUAUCUUUGGAUUUUCUUAGCUGCACGUGAUGGGAAGGUGAACGUAUAUGUAUGUUUCACUACUGUUUCUAGUGUUGUGGAAUUUGAAGUUGUUCUUGUGGUUGUGCGCAGGCAGUUAGUUAGGUACCGAUGAGGUUGAUUUUCUUUGCUUGUUAUGAAAGUGAACACAAGUUAGUUUAUUUAAUAGUCCUCCCGUCAAUUGCAAAGCCGUUAGAUAGCGAUAGCCUAUGGUAAAUAACAACUCUUUUCUCGUUUUAGAAUGUGUUUUCUAUUAGAUCGAGGAUAUAUAUAUAUAUAUGUAAAUUUUCA